AAAAUUUCUAUUUUCAUGCAGUGUUUCAAAACUGGGUUUGGUGGGUUGCUGAAUAUAUGAAGAAUGUGAAGAUGAAAUAUAGAGCAGAGCUGUAAAUUGAGUAAAUACGCUUCAUUUUCAUCACUUUCUGUUUCAGAUAGACUGUCAUGAAAUCAGUGCUGAAGAUAACACACGUAAUUUUUGAUUUGGAUGGCUUAUUGAUCGAUACUGAAGUAGUAUUCUCGAAAGUAAAUCAGUGUUUGUUGUCGAAGUAUGGUAAGGAAUUCACUUCGCAUUUGCGAGGUUUGGUGACGGGAAUGCCGAAGAAAGCCGCUGUGACACGCAUACUGGAACAUGAAAAACUAUCUGGAAAAAUUGACGUAGACGAAUACUGUAAAAAAUACGAUGAAAUGGCUGAAGAAAUGUUACCAAAAUGUUCUCUGAUGCCUGGUGUGUUGAAACUUAUACGGCACUUAAAAGCUCAGAAUAUACCUAUGGCUAUAUGUACUGGUUCGACCAGAAAGGAAUUUGAGCUUAAAACUCAAUAUCAUAAGGAACUACUUGAUUUGAUAUCUUUGAGGAUUCUAUCGGGUGAUGAUCCUGCCGUCAAACGAGGAAAGCCAGCUCCAGACCCUUUUCUGGUAACAAUGAGUAGGUUCAAUGAGAAACCUGAGAAAGCUGAAAAUGUCCUCGUUUUCGAAGAUGCAACUAAUGGAGUAUAUGCUGCAAUAGCAGCUGGCAUGCACGUUGUUAUGGUGCCAGAUUUAACUUACAUGAAGAUUCCAGAUGAGUUGCAAAACAAAAUAAAUUUGAUACUUAGAAGUUUGGAAGAUUUCAAGCCGGAAAGUGUGGGAUUGCCGGCGUAUAAUAAUAAAUAA
Messenger RNA from Loa loa (African eye worm), 857 nucleotides. Its product is annotated as HAD-superfamily hydrolase. Bases 147 to 857 code for a protein of 236 amino acids. The transcript has 3 exons. Gene Ontology annotation, molecular function: phosphatase activity. The record is from RefSeq and is a predicted model, not a curated record. NCBI's taxonomy places the organism in Eukaryota, Metazoa, Nematoda, Chromadorea, Rhabditida, Onchocercidae.